Brassica napus (rape) is the source of this 468-nucleotide messenger RNA. RefSeq names its product protein SPIRAL1. Gene Ontology annotation, cellular component: cortical microtubule, transverse to long axis. Gene Ontology annotation, biological process: cortical microtubule organization. Lineage: Eukaryota; Viridiplantae; Streptophyta; Magnoliopsida; Brassicales; Brassicaceae. The record is from RefSeq and is a predicted model, not a curated record. The transcript has 2 exons. Bases 25 to 351 code for a protein of 108 amino acids.
GUCUUUGUCACUUUAUUAUACAAAAUGGGUCGUGGAAACAGCUGUGGUGGAGGUCAAAGCUCACUCAACUAUCUUUUUGGUGGAGGUGAUGCUCCUCCUGCUGAGCCAACCAACAGGACUGCUGCACCUGCUCCGGCAGCUGUGACUGCAACAGCAGCUACUAGUACUACUGUUGAGCCUGCUAAGAUCAACAAGGAGAUCCCUGCUGGUAUCAAAACUCCUGUCAACAACUACGCCCGUGCUGAAGGACAGAACACCGGAAACUUCAUCACUGACCGUCCUUCCACCAAGGUUCAUGCAGCUCCUGGAGGUGGAUCAUCUCUUGAUUACCUCUUCACUGGUCGCAAGUAAAAAAACACACAUUGUGUGUAAUGCAAAAUGCGUAUCCAUUGCGUUUCUGUUCUCAAUUUUAAAACUGUUUGAUGUGAACCUCUAAAUGAUAAGAAGUCGGUUUCUUUGACAACCCUA